CACUUCGUUAUCCAAUUCCUUCUUCCUCACCAUAAAUGCCAAUCCCAAGCAAGACCGAUUGAUUACCAAAAAACGGAAAAAAUAAAAAUUGACAGUCAAUAUCUAGGUACUGGGGCAAACAUUUUCUAGUCAUGCUCACUCUUUCCACCUGCACCGCAAGUGGCAAUGCAUUACAUUUAUAUCAGCCAUGUCUUUCUCUUUCUUCCCAAUAUCAGUUAUCAGGUUCAAAUACAUAUAUAGCAUUUAAACAAUCAAAACAUGCUUAUAAUUCAUUUCCCACGUCCCAGAUAUGUUUAGCUGCCCAAAAGCGAAGUGCCCGCUUGUUAACUGUGAUCUCUGCAUCGGCCAAGACAAUAAAAUCCCCAGCUGAAGAAGAGUGGAAGACCAAACGGGAAUUCUUGCUGAAGAAGAAGGUGCGAUCUGUGGAAGUCAAUGAAGCAUUCAGACUUCAGAAAGAAAAUGGAUAUGUUGUUCUAGAUGUGCGUCGAGAGGCAGAAUUCAAAGAAUAUCAUCCAGAAGGAGCUAUAAAUGUGCAAAUUUAUAGACUAAUAAAAGAGUGGACGGCAUGGGAUGUUGCUAGACGUGUUGCAUUUGCAUUCUUUGGGAUUUUUCAAGGCACUGAAGAAAAUCCAGAGUUUCUUGAAGAAGUGAGAUCAAAACUGGAUAAAAACUCCAAAAUCAUAGUGUUAUGCUCACAAGGUGGUACCAUGAAGCCUUCUGCAAAUUUCCCGGAAGGUCAGCAAUCAAGGUCUCUCAUUGCUGCCUAUUUGUUGGCACUUGAUGGCUACAGUCCUAUCUUACAUUUGGAGGGUGGUUUGUAUGCAUGGGGCAAAGCAGGUCUACCUGUCAGUAAUGAGGAAUAAUGGUGUUUGUCCAUGGAACAAAGAUAAUUGGCAUCCUAUAAGAUUAUUGUAAUUUGUGGGAUGCAGUGGAGGUCAACUAGAUUUUGAUGAUUUCAAAAAGUUAUCCUUAAAUAACUAGGUUUUGGCUUUAACCAAGAUCUAGCCUUGUUGCACCAUAGUCAUUAAUCUAGAUGCUGUAUUCCUUUCUUUUUGGAUCAGAAACGGUGGAUAUCUGAUAUCUACAACGAUUUUUCUCAUUUCUAGCCUUAAUUUCUUCUUUCCAGUUUUGACAUUUUCCCCUUGUAAUUGCUUAUGUUAGUCUGGAUAACUGAUUUUUUUCGAUAUACUUAAUGGAGAAAUCAAUCACUGUAAACACCAAUGCUAUCUUAUGGUGAGAUGCUCAAUUUUUGAACUACAGCUAAAAUUGUCCUCUAAA
Cryptomeria japonica (Japanese cedar) is the source of this 1278-nucleotide messenger RNA. Its product is annotated as rhodanese-like domain-containing protein 14, chloroplastic. The transcript is spliced from 6 exons. Bases 132 to 863 code for a protein of 243 amino acids. The record is from RefSeq and is a predicted model, not a curated record. Gene Ontology annotation, cellular component: chloroplast. Lineage: Eukaryota; Viridiplantae; Streptophyta; Pinopsida; Cupressales; Cupressaceae.